CACCUCCCGCCUCGGGCAGGGCCUUCGCCAGCCGCGCCGCUGCCCUCGCCCGCCGUUCUGCUGUCCCGGUAAUAUUGCUAAAAGAAAGGUUUUUCCAAUCAGCACCGGCUCAUCAGUGCAACCUGCAAAAGGGAAUCAGUUUGUGCACCAAAUGAUCUGUAAUGCUACCCAAUUACAUCAGGGACCAAAUAUUUCCCAGGACUAAGUAAAACUUUUGUAACAAAAUGUGCUAUGUAUUAAUGGGAUAUUUAAAACACUGCAAGAUCUUAUUUCUACAAAAAUGCUGGUGGAUGUCAACAUGGCUUAGAUGAAGUGCUUCCCACUGAGAAAAAUAUAUUACUGGUGUUUGUGCUACUCUGAGACUCGCUAACUCCAUUUGUGGUAGUGGCAAAGUAGCACAACUGUAUCAAGAUGACCGACCCUAUGAUGGAUUUUUUUGAUGAUGCCAAUCUUUUUAGCGAUACCUUGGAAGGAUUAUCGGAUGAUGCCUUUGUCCAAGCGGGGCCUGUUUCCCUGGUCGAUGAGUUGAACUUGGGCGCAGAGUUUGAGCCGUUGCAGAUUGAUUCUCUAAACCACGUGCAGGAGGCACCCACUCCGCAAAAGAUGAACGAUUACGAGCAUCUCAACCAGUACGACUCUCUGAAACUCCAAGUCAGUCAGUCCUUCAGCAGCCCGGUCGGAAGCGUUUUAUCCCCGCAUUCCGACUUCAGUUGCUCUCCUGUCCAUCCGCAAACUCAAACGAAUGGGUUGUUCCCUGACGAUGUAGCAGAUGGGAGCCCGAUGUGGGGCCACCAGACCUCGAGCAGCGUUUCUAACCAGAACGGAUCUCCGUUCCAUCAAGGGCCCCCGCCGUCUAUGCAGCAGAACAAAAGCUUUGUAGCACACCACAGUUUUGCCUUAUUUCAGGCCAGCGAACAGCAUCAUCCGUGUGCCUCGUUGCAGUUGCCGCCAAGCGUGAACGCAGGAGAGAACACGCGGAAUCAGCCUGAUGGUUUCAUGGAGGUGAAUGCGUCCGUUUCACAUAGAACUAACGUUCCCCGCCCCUCCCAAGCUGUUGACAUAUCCAAAUCACAACAGUCUAUCUCUAUGCCACCUUUUUCCCAGAGUAGGAAUAACUCGCCCCACUUCAGUGGCAAUCAAGAAGGAAGCUACGACGGGCCCUCUCCUGCGAUCACGUCGUGCUCUAUUAACACCCAGUUUUCUCCUCCUUUUCCCUACAAUAGCAACCAGAUCUCUCCUUCCAGUCUUCUUCAAUCUUCCACAACUCUUUCUGUUGGCCAGCAAGCGCACCCUCUGCCUGACUUUUCGGGAAGCGAAGCUUUCGCAACUCGAAGAGGGACCAAACAAGAAGAUCCAGAGAGCCUCCUCAAUUCAAGUACAUCGCUGACUUCAAAUAAUUUCCACGUGUUGCAUUCAGCACAACCUCAGGGCACCUUCAGUAGUUCGAAGCUAUCCGCGGUGAACAUGAAUUUCUCUACCCCUCCUGGUUCGGGUCCUCAGCUAAGCCACUUCAGCGAUCCCAUAGAGGGCAAUGGUUUUCCGUCUUUGGAUGAGAAUUUGCUCCGUCAGGUGGAGUCUCAAAGUGCAUCGUUUACAGAACUUGACCCAGAAGCGCUUCUCCAGGAAGAUCUCCUUCCCCAGUUUGAUGAAACUGCCUUUGUUCAGGAUGCCCCAAGUAAUGAUUUAGAACAUCAGCUGGAACAGCGCCUUGUCCCACAAGCCAACCUUCUUCCGACUCAGUCUCAAAACUGCAACCAUCCUUGGUAUCCUCCUGCUUCUCAUCUACAUCAGCCGGAGCAGAGGAACAUCAGUGCUCAAGCCCAGCCACCCUCUGCCAAGAAAGCAGAUGGUCCCGGGGUCUACGUUAAGCUGCAGAAUACCCAGGUGAAAUCAAUGCUGGAGAAGAAGCAGAAGAAAAAAGUGGAAUCCGAAAGCAAGCAGGAGAAAGCCAAUCGCAUCAUAUCCGAGGCGAUAGCCAAAGCGAAAGAGAGAGGGGAGAGAAACAUCCCGAGAGUCAUGAGUCCAGAAAAUUUCCCAAGUGUUUCGGCAGAGGGGAGGGAAGACAAAAAGGGUCGAAAAGCUAAAUCCAAACCAAAGGACAAAGAAAGCCGGAAGCCCAAAACUGGCUCUUCCAAAACUAAAGAGAGGGCAAAAAUUGGCAAACUUAUUAUUACACUGGGUAAAAAACAGAAGAGAAAAAUUGAUUCCUCAGAUGAAAUGUCAGAUGCUAAACAGACAACUCAGCCACCCUUCAAAAACGAAGGUUCACAGAAAAGAAGAUCGAAUCGCCAAGUUAAAAGGAAGAAAUAUGCUGAAGAAGGUGAAGGAAAGCAAUCGGAAGAAGAAACCAGAGUUUCCGUAAAAAUAAAAAAAAAUUCUGCUCCUUUGCCUGCUGAGCAGCCUUUGCAAUUAUUUGUCGAGAAUCCAAGUGAAGAAGAUGCAGCAAUUGUAGAUAAAAUUUUAUCUUCCAGAAUUAAAAAAAAAGAAAUUCCUGGGACUGUGUCAGUAGAAGCAGAAGAAUUUUUUGUUAAAUACAAAAACUACUCCUACCUCCACUGUGAAUGGGCUACAGAGCAGCAGCUUUUAAAGGACAAAAGAAUCCAGCAGAAAAUCAAACGUUUCAAGCUGAGGCAAGCACAGAGAGCCCAUUUUUUUGCAGAUAUGGAGGAAGAACCUUUUAAUCCUGAUUAUAUUGAAGUAGACCGGGUUUUAGAAGUCUCCUUUUGUGAAGAUAAAGACACUGGAGAGCAUGUUACUUACUAUUUAGUAAAGUGGUGUUCCUUGCCAUAUGAAGACAGCACUUGGGAAUUGAAAGAAGAUGUAGACCAAGGAAAAAUAGAAGAAUUUGAACAGCUGCAAGCUUUACGGCUUGAUUCAAGACGAUUGGAUCGCCCUCCUCCUAAUUCAUGGAAGAAAAUAGAACAGUCCAGGGAAUAUAAAAACGGCAACCAACUCAGGGAAUACCAAUUAGAAGGUCUCAACUGGCUUCUUUUCAAUUGGUAUAAUAGACAAAACUGCAUUUUAGCAGACGAAAUGGGCCUUGGCAAAACCAUCCAAUCAAUAACAUUCCUCUAUGAAAUCCUUCUGAACGGGAUAAGAGGACCCUUCUUGAUCAUUGCUCCGCUUUCAACCAUCACCAACUGGGAGAGAGAAUUCCGCACCUGGGCCGACCUGAAUGUUGUGGUCUAUCACGGAAGCAUGAUUAGUAGGCAAAUGAUACAGCGCUAUGAGAUGUAUUUCAGGGAUUCACAGGGCCGCAUCAUUAGGGAGAGCUACAAGUUCCAGGCCAUUAUCACCACUUUUGAAAUGAUUCUUGGGGGCUGUCCCGAACUCAAUGCAAUUGAAUGGCGUUGUGUUAUCAUUGAUGAAGCACACCGAUUGAAGAACAGAAACUGCAAACUUCUGGAGGGACUCAAACUCAUGAAUCUGGAGCAUAAGGUGCUAUUGACCGGCACACCACUGCAAAACACUGUAGAAGAAUUAUUCAGCCUUCUUCACUUCCUUGAACCUCUACGAUUCCCAGCUGAAUCUACAUUCAUGCAAGAAUUUGGAGACCUUAAAACAGAAGAACAGGUGCAAAAGCUGCAGGCUAUUCUGAAACCGAUGAUGCUAAGAAGACUGAAAGAAGAUGUAGAGAAGAAAUUGGCUCCCAAGGAAGAAACCAUUAUUGAAGUGGAGUUAACAAAUAUCCAAAAGAAAUAUUAUCGAGCUAUUUUGGAGAAAAACUUUGCAUUUUUGUCCAAAGGGGCAGGGCAAGCUAACGUGCCCAACUUAGUUAAUACCAUGAUGGAACUCAGGAAAUGCUGCAAUCACCCAUAUCUUAUCAAAGGGGCGGAGGAAAAAAUCUUAGGAGAAUUUAGGGAAACGUAUAGUCAGAGUGCUCCUGAUUUUCACCUGCAAGCAAUGAUCCAAUCUGCUGGGAAACUAGUCCUCAUUGAUAAACUUCUUCCAAAAAUGAAAGCGGGAGGCCACAAGGUGCUUAUCUUCUCUCAGAUGGUCCGCUGUCUUGAUAUCCUGGAAGAUUACCUAAUACAUAAAAGGUACCUGUAUGAGCGAAUCGAUGGGAGAGUGAGAGGAAACUUACGUCAGGCUGCCAUUGAUCGAUUUAGCAAGCCGGAUUCUGACCGGUUUGUUUUCCUUCUCUGUACCAGAGCUGGCGGAUUAGGCAUCAAUUUAACAGCAGCUGAUACGUGUAUCAUUUUCGAUUCAGACUGGAACCCUCAGAACGAUUUGCAGGCUCAAGCUCGUUGUCAUAGGAUUGGCCAAAACAAGGCGGUGAAAGUCUACAGGCUGAUCACAAGAAACUCCUACGAGAGAGAGAUGUUUGACAGAGCAAGCCUAAAGCUCGGCUUAGAUAAAGCUGUCUUGCAGAGCAUGAGCGGCAGAGAAAACAGCGUUGGCGGGAUUCAGCAACUUUCCAAAAAGGAAAUUGAAGACUUGCUUCGAAGAGGUGCCUAUGGCGCCAUUAUGGAUGAAGAGGAUGAAGGCUCUAAAUUCUGUGAAGAAGAUAUUGACCAAAUCUUGCAACGUCGCACAAAAACAAUCACAAUUGAAUCUGAAGGGAGGGGCUCUACAUUCGCUAAGGCUAGUUUUGUUGCAUCUGGAAACAGAACAGAUAUUUCAUUAGAUGACCCCAACUUCUGGCAGAAAUGGGCCAAAAAAGCUGAAAUAGACAUAGAUGCCAUCAGUGGUAGAAAUAGCUUGGUUAUUGACACCCCGAGAAUUAGGAAGCAAACAAGGCCUUUUAAUGCUACAAAAGAUGAACUUGCUGAGUUAUCUGACAUUGAAAGUGAAGGAGAGGAUAAACCAAAACUUAGAAGAUCUUGUGAUCGCUCCAGUGGCUAUGGGAGAACAGAGUGCUUUAGGGUGGAAAAAAACCUGUUAGUUUACGGGUGGGGUCGUUGGAGAGAAAUUUUAUCGCACGGGCGCUUCAAGAGACAGCUAAAUGAACAAGACGUGGAGAUAAUUUGCCGAGCCCUGCUAGCAUAUUGCCUUGUCCAUUAUAGAGGAGAUGAAAAGAUUAAAAGUUUUAUCUGGGAUCUUAUUACGCCGACUGAAAACGGGCAGACUCGAGAAUUACAGAAUCACUUAGGUUUGUCAGCCCCUGUCCCCAGGGGCAGAAAAGGAAAGAAAGUUAAGACCCAAACAAGCACAUUUGAUAUACAUAAAGCCGAGUGGCUUCGCAAGUACAAUCCGGAACAUUUGUUGCAAGAUGAUGGGUAUAAAAAGCACAUAAAACACCACUGUAAUAAUGAAAUUGAUAUCUGGGUCCCGGAACCAGACCACUCCGAAGUGCCAGCCGAAUGGUGGGAUACAGAAGCAGAUAAAUCUCUAUUAAUAGGUGUUUUUAAACAUGGUUAUGAAAAAUACAACACAAUUAGAGCAGAUGCUGCCCUUUGUUUCUUGGAAAGAGUGGGGAAACCGGAUGAUAAGGCCGUAGCUGCUGAGCAGAGAGCAAAUGAUUAUAUGGAUGGGGAUGUAGAAGACCCAGAAUACAAACCAGCCCCAGCCUUGUUUAAAGACGAUAUGGAGGAUGAUGCCUCAUCGCCAGGGGAUCUUGUAAUAGGAGAUGGAGAUGGUCAGAUCAUUGAAGGAGACAAGCUUUACUGGCCAACUCAAUCUGCCUUAACAACACGGUUGCGUCGCCUCAUAACAGCGUAUCAGCGUACCAGUAAGAGCAGGCAAAGCCAGCCAAUUCAAGCCCCGUUUUCUGUCCAGGCUUGUGUAAUGCCAUCUGCCUUUGAAGAAGCUGUUCUAAAUCCAAAAGUAGCUGCCAAAAUUGAAAGACAGCAAAGGUGGACAAGAAGAGAAGAAGCUGAUUUCUACAGAGUGGUGUCUACGUUUGGUGUUGUAUUUGAUCCAGACAGAGCCCAGUUCGACUGGACAAAAUUUCGAGCGAUGGCGAGGUUGCAUAAAAAAACAGAUGAAAGUUUAGAGAAAUACCUGUAUGCGUUCAUGGCGAUGUGCAGAAGAGUUUGUCGCUUACCUUCAAAAGAUGACUUUGUGGAUUCAAACCUUUUCAUCCAGCCAAUCACAGAAGAGCGUGCAUCUCGAACCUUAUACCGCAUCGAGCUCCUCAGAAAGGUACGAGAGCAAGCUGUCCGUCAUCCUCAGCUCUGUGAGCGAUUAAAACUUUGUCAGCCAAAUCCAGACUUGCCUGCUUGGUGGGAAUGUGGGACCCAUGAUUGGGAUUUAUUGGUUGGUGCCGCGAAACACGGAGUGAGCAGGACAGAUUACCACAUCCUUCGCGACCCCGAGCUCUCCUUUAUGUCAGCUCAGAAGAACUACAGUCACAGCAAAGCGGCGCUUCCGAGGACAGCUUCUGCUCCGCUCUUGCAACCGUACCAGAUGGCGCUGUCGGCCUCUCCUCUCAUGCCCCAAGCCAGGCUGCCGGACGCUAAAGGGAUCGUGCUUGAGGACGCAAAGCCUAAGGACGAAAACCACAAAGAACCUCAUUCCUCAGACGAGGAGCCCAUGUCUACUGAAAACGUGCCGAUGGGGGUGAAGGCGGAACCGUCGAGCCCGAAGAGCGGCUCGCCCUCACACGCGGCUGACCCCAAGCCCGUUCCGAAGGGGGAUCACGGCAGGCGCAUGGUGGCAGCGAGGACCGAACCCUUAACGCUAAACGCUGCUUCCAAAAAGCCGAGAUCUGGGAAGAGAGGAUCGGACUCUAGCUGUGACUCCAACUCCGACUCGGAGAGGUCGUCCUGUUCUUCCAGAUCGUCUUCAUCCUCAUCGUCGUCUUCUUCCUCUUGCUCUCGUUCCAGAUCAGGAUCCAGCUCUUCGUCUUCUUCAUCUUGCUCUUCAGCGUCGUCGUCCUCCUCCUCCUCUUCUUCCUCUUCCUCCUCUUCCUCUUCUUCCUCUUCGUCGGAAGAGAGUGACAGUGAUGAAGAGGAGGCCCAAAAGAGACGGGAAGGGACGCCUCACCUGAAAGCAUACGAUGAGGAAAGUGUAGCUUCCAUAAGCACGGUGCAGGACGAAACCCAGGACAGUUUCCAAAUGAAUAACGGAACACCAAAUUCGAAUUGUAUCUUGCAAGGUGGAUAUAUGUUAGCUGCUUCUUACUGGCCCAAG
Molecule: messenger RNA, 7074 nt
Organism: Thamnophis sirtalis
Lineage: Eukaryota; Metazoa; Chordata; Lepidosauria; Squamata; Natricidae
Source: RefSeq, a predicted model, not a curated record